Recurvomyces mirabilis is the source of this 2460-nucleotide messenger RNA. RefSeq lists its product as uncharacterized. The transcript is spliced from 3 exons. The record is from RefSeq and is a predicted model, not a curated record. Lineage: Eukaryota; Fungi; Ascomycota; Dothideomycetes; Mycosphaerellales; Teratosphaeriaceae. Gene Ontology annotation, molecular function: protein binding. Bases 1 to 2460 code for a protein of 819 amino acids.
AUGGUGGAUCCCAUCACUACCGUCCAGACGGUGGCGGCUGUAUUUGAUCUACUCAAGCUUGCGUACAAGGCUGGAGUCUUCCUGAAGAAGGUGUCAGAAGCAGACGCCAUCGCCAAAGAAGUCUAUGAACGGACAGAGCGACUAUCACAUGUCCUGGAGGGCGUUCGAGCUAUAUUGCAGAGACGAAGUGAAAAUGGGCCGACAGUCACUGAUGAUGGUGAUAGCGCUGCCGCAAAGAGAAUCGCCGAAUCAGUCAAGGGGUGUAGCACCUUUUUACGCAAUCUGGAAUCGCGCGUGGCAGGGUUCGAUACCAAUGGCAACAGCGUGAGGACCUUGGUGCAUCGCUUCAAAGUUGCUUGCAGACAUCCAUCCAUCGCGAAGCGACAGACAGAUCUCGAGGCGAGGAUCAGCAUAUUGCAGACCGACCUUGUAGUAUUGCAGCUAUUCGACCAAGCUCAUACACAGACAACUAUCAACGUUAAUCAAUCCGAGCUGCUGUCUGUCAUCGAACGACUAGGUGAACAGGUACAAAAGGGCAAUGAACUACUCCAGUCAAUGCUACACCAUGAGCCUGUACGAGAGAUGAUGGGUCAAGCUGCAAUAGGCAACCCAGACACCGGGUCGAUCGAACAGCCCGCUACAGACGAGGUACUUUCCAGUCUGACAGAUUGCCUACACGCCGCUGAAGACGUAUACGAACGCUACACUUCCGAGCACGUCCCGGACAAUCAAUCGCUUGUCAUGCAAGACAGAAUCUUGACACGGAGCAGACCCAUGUCGCCACUCACUGCCGGCACACCAGAGUCCCGCCCUAUAGACGAUCCAUUUGUUCUUACUCAUCGAGACAGUGGACUACCUGACUCGAUGAGCAUGCUAUCUUUGAACGAACCAGAGACCCACAUGAUACCUUUACGCAUUCUGAACAGAUACAUUGCAGACCACUGUGAGCGUGCAGUUAGUGAGCUGGAAAAGUCCCACUUCAACCAAGCGGAGAGCUGCCUUGAUAGCGCUAUGCGCUACUCCGAAGCUCGAGAGCAGCAACAUCGAGUGCCAUUCGCCAACAGGGUGAAGCUGACAGAAGAUCUUGCCUACGUGUAUAUGAAACAAAGCAAGUGGGCCACAGCAGUAGCAAAGAUCCAUGGGCUACUGAGAGAAACUAACGAGCAUGGCAUGGACGCCCUAUCCGCUCAGAUAUGUAAUGCACGGCAGAAUCAGAUGCUUGCAGCGACUUACUUCGACAGAUGGCAAAACAGCCCUCCCGGCGCUUUGCAUGCCGAGACAGAUGACCUCGAGAUGGCCGAGAGACAUGCACAUAUGGCGUUCACCAAACGGGAUUGUCUUGUGGAGGAUUCCGAAGUCAGCAUCGACGAGGUUGAACGAGAACGGCAUCGCGACAACAUGUCACUACUGGUGAAUAUUCUGGAAGCGAGAGGCAAAACUGUCGAAGCUACGGUUUGGCGGGAGAUGUUCUCAGAGGGCUCGACAGAUGGCGGCGAAAGUCUACGAAGAGCAUCUACAUUGGCAUCUCGACCACCUACCGACUUUGAGGUAAUUGAUCGACAUGACAUGUUGGUGGCGGCGAUCAAAGGCGGCGAUACCGAAGUCAUCCAAAACCCAAUGACGUUCCACGAUCUCAGUGUAGACAAGGUCAUGGGUCGAGGUGAAGGGAAGACUUUGCUCAUACACGCUGUGGAGUCCUCCGAUGAGACUACCUUACACAGACUGCUAGACCCGACAGUCGGUGCAGAUGUUGACGCCCGUAAUCGCCGCGGUAGAACAGCUUUACACUUCGCAGCUGCACAAGGCCGUCGCGAGAUAGUGCGAUGCCUUCUAGCCCACGACGCUGACAUCGACGCCAAAGACAACGACGGAGAGACCCCUCUCAUCAAGGCGGUUCAAUCUGGGCACCGCGAAGUAAUUCAAGACCUUUGUGAUCACGGAGCUAAUAUGCUCACUCGAAACCUGGUCAGGUUGGACGAAUGGAAUGCAUUAAUCCAUGCAGUACAAUUACCGACAACUAAAGUUGCUACUCUCCUGCUCGACUUGGCGCCAGAGCUCAAAGAUUCCGUGGACCAAUCCGGCAAGACUGCAUUGCAUCAUUGCGCAGAAGCUGAGAAGCUCGAGCAUGCGAAAGCUCUUCUCGGGCAUAGACAGCAUCUCGAUGUCAAUGCAGUGGAUUCAGCCUCCCGAAGUCCAUUGUACUUUGCCGCCAGUAAGCCAGCUAAGCGGGAACGCGAAGCGAUGGUGAAUUUGCUUAUGGAUCAUGCCGCUGUCAUGGACGAGAACAAGCCACCUCCCAGAAUGAGAGAGUAUGCUGCACUGAAGGCCGUGAGUGCACCUCGAAGAAGUGGAAGAAUGCAAAGGCACGACAGCAUUAGUACUGAAGGCUCGAUCGGAACCGUGUCAACAAGUGGUACUAAACUUAGCCGUAUAUUCUCGAAUCGCAUGGGCUUCCGCUAA